Messenger RNA from Racocetra persica, 281 nucleotides. Lineage: Eukaryota; Fungi; Glomeromycota; Glomeromycetes; Diversisporales; Gigasporaceae. The record is from the annotation of a GenBank genome assembly.
AUUAUUGGACAAAAAGAAAGGAUUUUACUUAAAGGAAAAAUUUUUGGCUGCUAAUGAAUCAAUAAAAUCAUUAACAAUUACACAUACCAGUAAACGUAUUAAUACAGAUAUAAUAGAAAAUUUUGAUAAAAUUAUACAAAGUGACUUUGUGAUGCAAAAACACCCUAAAGACGAACAUACUGUCAAAAGUAUUAAUGCAGAUGAAAUAGAGAAUGCGCUUAAUUCAGAUAAAAUUAAACGAACUGAUCUCGCGAUGCAAAAUGCACCAGUAGAUGUGGAUA